Thrips palmi is the source of this 2137-nucleotide messenger RNA. RefSeq names its product facilitated trehalose transporter Tret1-2 homolog. The transcript is spliced from 3 exons. The record is from RefSeq and is a predicted model, not a curated record. Gene Ontology annotation, biological process: transmembrane transport. NCBI's taxonomy places the organism in Eukaryota, Metazoa, Arthropoda, Insecta, Thysanoptera, Thripidae. Gene Ontology annotation, molecular function: transmembrane transporter activity. Gene Ontology annotation, cellular component: membrane. The coding region runs from base 191 to 1735 and encodes 514 amino acids.
CGGGGACCUGGACAGGACCGGGCUGGACCGCGCCACCGGACUGAGCCUCAGCGUGCAGCACACUGCGGAGGGAGGGCCGAAGCAGCGGCACGGACUCCAGGACCAGCUCCAGCGAGGUCACCACAAAUGAGUGGCCGCCCUCUCGGGACGCAGCCGCGCUGAAGACCACCGUCGAAGGACCUCCCCCAGGAUGGUGCCGCCGCCGCGCGCCCCGCUGACGCGGUCCUCGGCGCGCUCCGCGGUCAGCCAGUCGCUGGCGGCGUCCGCGGUGUUCCUCAUCAACAUCACCACCGGCAUGGGCUUGGGCUGGUCGUCGCCGGCCUGGAGUAAGAUGACGGAGGCCGACCCGCUCGGGCCCGGCUUCACCUUGGACCUGGACGCGGCGUCGUGGGUCGUGGCCAUCUACGACGUGGGCAUCCCGGUGGGGUCUGUGUUGGCGGGCGCGCUGCUGGGCUCGCUGGGCCGACGACGCACGCUCAUGCUGGCGCCCAUCAUGGUGCUGUCCUCCAGCGCCCUCACCUUCGCGGCCAGGUCGUCGGCGGCCCUCAACGCGGCGCGCGUCCUGCUGGGCGUCAGCUUCGGCCUGGACUUGUCCUGCUCCAGCCUCUACAUCGGGGAGAUCGCGAGCAGCGACAUGCGCGGCAAGCUGUGCACCUUCACGACGUCGCUGGUGUUCGUCGGCGUGCUGCUGGAGUACGCCAUCGGGCCCUGGGUGUCGUUCGCGCAGCAGGCGCUGCUGCCGGUGGCGCCCGCCGUCAUGAGCCUGGCCGUGUUCGCGCUCUGGGCCCCGGAGAGCCCCUACUUCCUGGCGUCGCGCGGCCGCGGCGAGGAGAUGCGCCGCGCGCUGGCCAGGGUGCGCGGCCUGUCCAACAAGGACGCCGUCAACGGGCUGGCGCAGCAGCGCGCCGGCGUGGACGUCGAGGCCGCCGACAUCCUCCGCGGCAUGGAGGCCGACCGCCGCCGCGAGCGCAACUUGUGGCGCACUCUGGUGACCAACCCCGGCAACCGCCGCGGCUGCAUCAUCGUGCUGUUCUUGUGCGGCACCGGGCCCAUGAUCGGCACCGGCAGCCUGCUGUCCUACGCGCAGUACCUGUUCCGCACCACGGGCAGCGCGCUGUCCGCGGAGAUGUCCGCCAUCGUGAUGUGCGCCGUGCAGUGCGCGGCGGGCGUGGCCUCGUCCCAGGUGAUCGACCGCGCGGGCCGCCGCCCCCUGCUGCUGUGCUCGGCGGUGUGCAACGCGGUGGCCAUGGCGGCCGCGGGGGCCUUCUUCUUCAUGAAGGACGCCCUGCACCAGGACGCCGCCGCGGCGCGCAUCACCUGGCUGCCGCUCGCCUCCCUCAUGGUCUUCAUGGUCUCCACCAACCUGGGCACCACCACAGUUCCCUGGGUCAUGAUCGGCGAGCUGCUGCCGCAGCAGAGCAAGACGCUGGUGCCCAGCCUGUCCGUGCUGGCCUUCUCCGUGGUGGCCUUUGCCACCAACAAGCUGCUGCCCGUGCUCGGGGAGCGUGUGGGGCUCUUCGUGGCGUUCUGGGCCUUCGGGCUCUGGUCCCUGGUCGUGUUCGCCUUCACGUGGUUCCUGGUGCCCGAGACGCGCGGCAAGACGCUGCUGCAGGUGCAAGCGCUGCUGCUGGGCGGCGCCGGCGGCAAGGGCGGCCACCUCCAGGACGGCGACAAGGACGCCCUGCAGGGCCACGAAGAGCGCGCCGGGACACCCCGGCAGCAGGAGCGGUGGUGAACUGCAACUCCUAUGUUUGUACAUAGUGUAGGCCUCCUUGAAGACUGCAGCGCGUUGUGUUUGUUGAUGUGCCAUAUGAAAACUCUCGUCCUUUGGUAAACGUCCAAAACAUUGACACGUUUGUGCACAAAUUUUGUGAUGCUGUCCGUUUUGAUUUGGAAACGUAUUUAUUGAGUUACGUUUAAUGUUGUAGUAUUAUAUGAAUUCCAAUUAUGUAGACACCGAUUGUUGUUGCUUUUCUCGAUAUACUGGUUCUGUCGAUAGGGCUGUGAUGUGACUGAUUCUCUUUAAAAAUAUUUUUGUCUUUAAUUUAUUUUUUUAUGUACAGUGCUUUUUUACACGUGUACCCAACGAAUAAAAUCGUCAGACAGUGGCAGAGGUUAUCUCGCAUGCAUUUUUUUA